AUGGCAGCCUCCGAGCCCACCUUGGUGAUGGGGCGGGGCGCCCGACUAGCGUCACCAGGACAACGGGCGUCGCCGGCGCCGUGUGACUCGCAGCUGUGGGCGCGCUCGCGGCUCUUCGGCCAUGGUGAGUCUGGGGCCCGUGCUGGCCCGGCAGCCCCGCCCUCUCCCGCCCGGACCGGGUCCCCGCGCGGCCUCCUGUUAGGGGCAGGCGGGCAGUGCUGGGGUCGCGUAGAGACCCGGCCGCGGCCUGCGGGACUGUUGGGUUGGGCUGGGCAGGGCACGGCUGGGCGGGCCCCGGGGAGAGACACCCUGGGUGAUCCGGAGCGCCCUCCUGCCCGGGGGGCGACCGCGACGCAGCCUUCUCUGCUGCUGGUUGGUUCACAGCCCGGACCCCCACCGAGUGGGCCGCCGGAUGGCGUGAUGCUUUUUGGCUCGAGGGAGUCCGAAAAGCCACCCAGGGAGGGACAUUUUCAUAACGUCCCUUUUUUUUCUUUCCAGGUUUUCUCAAACAAUGAUGAAGGUCUUAUUAACAAAAAGUUACCCAAAGAACUUCUCUUAAGAAUAUUUUCCUUCUUGGAUAUAGUAACUUUGUGCCGAUGUGCACAGAUUUCCAAGGCUUGGAACAUCUUAGCUCUGGAUGGAAGCAACUGGCAAAGAAUAGAUCUUUUUAACUUUCAAACAGAUGUAGAGGGUCGAGUGGUGGAAAAUAUCUCUAAGCGAUGUGGUGGAUUUCUGAGGAAGCUCAGCCUGCGAGGCUGCAUUGGUGUCGGGGAUUCCUCUUUGAAGACCUUUGCACAGAACUGCCGAAACAUUGAACACUUAAACCUAAAUGGGUGUACAAAAAUCACAGACAGCACGUGUUAUAGCCUUAGCAGAUUCUGUUCCAAGCUGAAACACCUGGAUCUGACCUCCUGUGUGUCUAUUACAAACAGCUCCUUAAAGGGAAUCAGUGAGGGCUGCCGUAACCUGGAAUACCUGAACCUCUCUUGGUGUGAUCAGAUCACGAAGGAUGGCAUUGAGGCACUGGUGCGAGGUUGUCGAGGCCUGAAAGCCCUGCUCCUGAGGGGCUGCACACAGUUAGAAGACGAAGCUCUGAAACACAUUCAGAAUUACUGCCAUGAGCUUGUGAGCCUCAAUUUACAGUCCUGCUCACGCGUCACCGAUGAAGGCGUGGUGCAGCUGUGCAGGGGCUGCCACCGCCUGCAGGCCCUCUGCCUUUCGGGUUGCGGCAACCUCACGGAUGCCUCUCUUACAGCCCUGGGUUUGAACUGCCCGAGACUGCAGAUUUUGGAAGCUGCCCGGUGCUCCCAUUUGACUGACGCAGGCUUUACACUUUUAGCUCGGAAUUGCCAUGACCUGGAAAAGAUGGAUCUUGAAGAAUGCAUCCUGAUAACCGACAGCACACUCAUCCAGCUCUCCAUUCACUGUCCGAAACUGCAAGCCCUGAGCCUGUCCCACUGUGAGCUCAUCACAGAUGAUGGGAUCCUGCACCUGAGCAACAGCACCUGUGGCCAUGAGAGGCUGCGGGUACUGGAGUUGGACAACUGCCUACUCAUCACUGAUGUGGCACUGGAACAUCUAGAGAACUGCCGUGGUCUGGAGCGCCUGGAACUGUACGACUGCCAGCAGGUUACCCGCACAGGCAUCAAGCGGAUGCGGGCUCAGCUCCCUCAUGUCAAAGUCCAUGCCUACUUCGCUCCUGUCACCCCACCAACAGCAGUGGCAGGAAGUGGACAGCGACUAUGCAGAUGCUGUAUUAUUCUCUGA
Messenger RNA from Cynocephalus volans (Philippine flying lemur), 1767 nucleotides. RefSeq names its product F-box and leucine rich repeat protein 2 (gene FBXL2). Gene Ontology annotation, cellular component: cytoplasm. NCBI's taxonomy places the organism in Eukaryota, Metazoa, Chordata, Mammalia, Dermoptera, Cynocephalidae. Gene Ontology annotation, molecular function: protein binding. The coding region runs from base 1 to 1767 and encodes 588 amino acids. The record is from RefSeq and is a predicted model, not a curated record. The transcript has 15 exons.